This is a messenger RNA of Rhopalosiphum padi (bird cherry-oat aphid), 1200 nucleotides long. Its product is annotated as high mobility group protein HMGI-C-like. Gene Ontology annotation, molecular function: DNA binding. The transcript has 4 exons. The record is from RefSeq and is a predicted model, not a curated record. Lineage: Eukaryota; Metazoa; Arthropoda; Insecta; Hemiptera; Aphididae. Gene Ontology annotation, biological process: regulation of DNA-templated transcription. The coding region runs from base 222 to 560 and encodes 112 amino acids. Gene Ontology annotation, cellular component: nucleus; chromatin.
GCCAUUCACAAACCGCCGCCUUGUAUACCGUAUAGUGUAUCGUACGCUUGUAUACGCUAUUUUUCUGGUCCGUCUCAGGUCGUCCGUUCUCCUCGCCGGUGGUGUAUUUGCUGCAUACUACACUAAAUUAAUAUUGUUAUUACGUUUCCAACGCAGUGAAGCCACCCCCGUCGCCAUCACCAGAAUAUUGACUUCAUUAAUUCUACUUAAAAAAAAACAUAAUGUCUGACGAUGGAGUUGUUGCAGAAAAGAGGAAUCGUGGAAGAACCCCAAAAUCAAAUGAUGUGAACGACAAAGAUACUAAAGACAAAGAAACUAAAAAACGUGGAAGACCAGCAGGUAAACUACCAGCAAAAGCUGAUAAAAAGAUUGAAAAAGAAGGUGAAAAUGGUGAACCAGUAGCCAAAAGAGGACGAGGAAGGCCCAAGAAGAGUCAAAAGAAGGCCAAAGCUGUGUCAUCAGGAAGAGGACGAGGCAGACCACCAGCAAAAAAGGCGGAAAAAGAAGAAUCCGCUGAAGACAAUGACGAAGAGGAAGAAGAAGUAGAAGAUGAAGAUUAAAUUAAAAUUAGUUGUAUCUCAUACUAUAUACUUCGCCAUUAAUUUUACAUUUAUUUAAUAAGGAUCAAGAAUAAUUUUAAUUUUUAAUUUAUUGACUUCAGAAAAAAUUAUAUAAGCUUAGACUAGGGUUAUAAUUAUUUUGUUUUAUUUUGUGAAAAAAAUUAACAAUUUGUAAACAUUUUUUUUUCAAAUGAAUCAUUUUAAGAAAAAAAAUCAUUAAGUAUUUAUCAACCAUACAAUUGUUAAUCCAAUUUUUUUCAUUUGUCAUGUAUAUGAUUUAUUUUGAUGUUAUGUAUAAAUAGUAGCUUACCCUACUAUUAUUGAAAGUAAUUUUGAUGACUAUACAUAUAUAAAUAUAUAUUUAUAUAUAUAUAUAUAUAAAUAAUUUUUUUAUCAUUUUUGAUCGUCCUAUCUCUGCUAUUAUAUUUGUUAUAAGAACUAAUUUUAACAGUCUUCAUAUUUUUUGGCACAUACAUUUGGUUAUUCUUUCAUUACAUUAAAAGUAAAGUAAAACAAUGAAUCUAACAUGUUCACUAGAUAAAUUUUAUUGAUUUGUACUUACUACUUUCAUAAUAUAUUUGAAAAUGACUAUUGUACCUGAAAAUAUUGUGCAAAUAUAAAAAUAAUUUCAGAAUUAUAA